This is a messenger RNA of Prunus avium (sweet cherry), 970 nucleotides long. RefSeq names its product lachrymatory-factor synthase. Lineage: Eukaryota; Viridiplantae; Streptophyta; Magnoliopsida; Rosales; Rosaceae. The record is from RefSeq and is a predicted model, not a curated record.
UGUGUGUCAUGGUGUAAACUAUUAUAGUACUACUGCAGGACUGAUAUAUACAAAUUGAAAAUGAUGUUUUGGUCCCCUUCCAUGAUCUUCAACUUCUACCACAUGUUAGAUGUUAGGACAUCCUUGCAAAAGGAGAAAGGAAAAAACAAAAACAUUCAUUGUUAGCUUUCUUUCUUGUGUGUUGUGGCUUGGAGACUUCAGAGUUCUUGCAAACCAGAAUGGCGAAUGAGAAACAAUUGAAAUGGGAAGGCAAGGCUAGCGCAGAGCUAAAUGGCCCAGAAGCAGAACAAGUGUGGCCUCUUUUGGAGGACUUCUUUGGCCUGCACAAGUGGUUCCCAACUCUAACAACUUGCCUUGGUGUUGAAGGCAUAUCAGGGCAACCCGGUUGUGUGCGCUACUGCGCUGGGUUCAAGACUCCAGUUGACCAUAAAAGAGAGCAAGACCAAGACCAAGAGAAGGUGAAUUGGACCAAGCAGAAGCUGCUUUCUAUAGACCCAGCACAACUGAUAUUUAGCUAUUCUAUUAUAGAUGGGAAUGUUGGGUUCAACUCAUACAUUUCAACUGUGCAAGUGGUUCCAAAGGAAGGUGGCUGCAGCAUUGUGUGGAAGUAUGAAGUUGAACCAGUGGAGGGGUGGAAAAUGGAGGAUCUGGACAUGUUUAUUGGCACAGGCUUGCAAGUCAUGGCUAGCAGAAUGGAAGCCUCUCUCCAACUCCAAGUUGGGCCACUGGAACCAUAGAGUGAUAACUUGUCUUGGUGUCCUUUGUUGGUUUGACUUUAUUUCUCUUGGGUCAGCAUUAAUAUUGUUGCAGAAAAGGUGUUAUGUGUGUUUUGCUGUGUCUGUUUUCUUCUUCUUCUUUUUUAUUUAUUUAUUUAAGUUUUCGUAUGUAGUGCAAAAUUUAAAGAUAUAUGUAUGUAUGUUGAUCCAUCAACUAUGUAAAAUCGUGCAAUAAAAUUUAUUUCCUUUUGAUA